AUGGGAAAGAUACCUAAAAGCAAGGAGUCAAGUGCUUAAAAAAAUAAAAUAAAAUCUUAAAAAUAUGAUCCAAAAGUAUAACAAAUAUAACAAAAAUUGCAUUAAAAAGAAGAUCAUAAUGAGGAUCAACAGAUAAUUGUUAAUGAAUAAGAACAUAUAAGCGAUAAUAAUGUAAAAUAAUAAACAAGUGCUUAUUGCUUUUAAAACAUUAUGAUUGGUGUUGAUUUUUAAAUUUAUUAAAAUCAAUUCUUAAAGAUUCCAAAUAGUUUUUAAGAAAUACCCAACAAUGUAAAAGAUAUAUAAAAUAACUAAUAAGAACCAGCAAAUAACGAAUUUGAUGACUAAGUUUAAAAAAUUAAAAUUAGAAAAAGAAUAUGUAAAAAAAGGAAUAAAAUAACUAAAAACCAAGAAGAUAUUUUAGAUUUAGAAUCCAAUAAAUGCCAAAUAGAAAAUGAAUAAUAAUAUUUAAAUGAAGAUUUUGAAAAAUUUUUAUUUAAAGAUGUAGUGAAAAUUAAAAAAAAAUAAAAUGAAUUAUUAUCUACCAAUAAAUAAAAUGUUUAAAAUAACUAGCUUGAUUAAAAUAGCUGUUUGAAUGAAUAUUUAAACCAAAUAUUAGAAAGCUAAGUAAGUAAUUAAAAGAAAACUAGAAAAUAUACACGCAGAUAAAAUAAAAAAGCAAAGUAAGGAAAAGAGGAAGGAGAAGUAGAUAAUAAUAUCUUUAAUUAUUUGCAAUCUGAUGAAACUUUAGGAAAAAAGGGUGAUGAAAAUAAAAUAGAUGUUGAAUAAAAUCAAGUUAUGAAAGAAAAUGAAAAUGAAAGCCAAAACUAAGAAGACUAAGUAAAGAAUUAAAAGAAAACUAGAAAAUAUACACGCAGAUAAAAUAAGAUAGUAAAAUCAGAAAAAGAGCAAGUAGAAAAUGAUAAUAAUAUCUUCAAUUAUUUGCAAUCUGAUAAAACUUUAGAUGAAACUUUAGGAAAAAAGGGUGAUGAAAAUAAAAUAGAUGUUGAAUAAAAUCAAGUUAUGAAAGAAAAUGAAAAUGAAAGCCAAAACUAAGAAGACUAAGUAAAGAAUUAAAAGAAAACUAGAAAAUAUACACGCAGAUAAAAUAAGAUAGUAAAAUCAGAAAAAGAGCAUGUAGAAAAUGAUAAUUAUAUUAAUAAUAAUUUACAAUCUGAAGCAAUUUUAGAAAAAAAAUAGGAUGAAAUUGAAACAGGUGUUGAAUAACAUUAAGUUAAGAAAAAAAGAAUUUCUAGAAAAAAAAAAUAAAAUAUUUCUGAAGAUAAUUAAUAGAAGAACUAAGAAAAUAAAAUUUUUAAGGAUUUCAUUAGUACUUGUUUAAAUGUUAAAUAAAAUUAAAGUUUUAGCAAAACGUUACUUGAUUAUGAAACUGACCAAAAACAAGAUUAAGUAGACUUAAAUUCGAACUCACCUAAAAACUAGAACAAAUAUAAAAAAAAGAAGAAAAUUGAAUAUGAGGAAAAUGAUAAUGGAGAAAAUUCUAUAAAAGAUAAUUAAGGUCAAUAGAAGUUAUAGGUGAAUGAAUAAGAAAAAGAUUUAGUGUUUGAACUCUGCAAAGAUAUCUUUCCACACGAAAACCCAUAUCCAAACUAACUAGAUUCUAUGUAAGAAAUUAUUAAGACUUUAAAGAAUAAGAAAAAUUUACUUUUUUAAUCGCCCACGGGAACUGGUAAAACUCUAAUGACAAUCUCGUCAGCUUUAGCUUAUGUUGAAUAAAACCCAAAUACAAAAAUUCUUUUAUUAACAAGAACUUGUGAAUAAAUAAAUGGGUUUAUCAAGGAAAUAAGAAAGAUUAAAAAAUUUCAAGGUAUCAAUCGGUAUUCAAUCUUAGCAGGAAGAAACUAAUUUUGUCCAAAAUUCAACUAAAUUUAAAAAUACUUCAAAGAAAAGAAUAUAGACAUCAAGCUGUCUAAUGAAGACAUAAAUAAAUUAUGUAGUUUAAUUACAGAAGGAUAAUAAGAGGAGGAGUAUGAUGAUGAAGAAGAAGAAGAUGAAGAUAAAAAUCAAGAAGAAGAAGAUCAAGAUAAAGAAGAAAAACUUGUAGAAAAAAAUUAAGAAAAUAAAGAUUUUUAGCAUUAAAGGUAGAUAAUAAAGUUGUUAGGUAUAUUAGAUGAAAAUUUAAAUGAACAAGAUGUUAAAAAUUACAUAAAAAGCAUAUAAUUAUUUAAAUAAUAAUAAAAAGUUUAAGAAACUAAAACUCAAGAUUAAAUAUCAACAGAAGUAGAAAAAGAUAAAAAUCUUUUAUAUAAAAAUGAAAGUGGAGUGUUAGAAAAAUGCUAAAACAAUUUAUAAUUUAUUUAAAAAAAUGAAGAAGUCAAACUAUAUGAGACUAUCUAAAAUUAGCAAAAUAAAGAUUAAAUAUCACCAGAAGUAAAUAAAGAUGAAAAUGAAAGUGGAAAGUUAGAAUUAUGCUAAAAUAAUUUUUAACUACUUUAAUAAAAUGAAGAAGUUAAACGAGAUGAAAUUAUCUAAAAUCAAGAAAAUCAUAAUUAAAUAUCAAUACAAGUUGAAAAAGAUGAAAUUGAAGGUGGAAAAUUAGAAAAAUGCUAAAAUAAUUUUUAACUUCUAUAAUAAAAUGAAGAAGUUAAACUAGAUGAAAUUAUUUAAAAUCAAGAAAAUCAUAAUUAAAUAUCAAUAGAAGUUGAAAAAGAUGAAAUUGAAGGUGGAAAAUUAGAAAAAUGCAAAAAUAAUUUUUAUCUUCUAUAAAAUAAUGAAGAAGUAGAAUUAAAUGAAAUUAUCUACAAUCUAGAAAAUGAGCAAUUAGAUUAUUGUGAGUACUACAAAGAUUUCAAAAAAAAUAUAUCUACAAAAUAAAAUAUUAAAUGGAGAUAUCCAAAAGUAAAAAGAAAUUUCCAAUAAGAAUUUAUGUUACCUGAUAUCGAAGACAUAAAUCACUUAUUUUAAGAGAAGGAGUUAGGUUGUCCCUAUUUCUAUAGCAAAGAAGCUGCAAAGUCUGCAAAAAUCGUUUACAGUACUUACAAUUAUGUGAUAAAAUAACAUAUCUUAAGUCGUGUAAAACAUUUAUUUGAAAAUUCUGAUUUGAUCGUAAUAUUUGAUGAAGGUCAUAAUAUUGCUGAGCUUGCAGAAUAAGAAUAGAAAUUAACUAUAAAUAAAGACCAUUGGGAUACCUUUUAUGAGACUGUUAAAAAAUUUAAUUCAUAUUUUUAGAAGUCUAAAUUAAAUAAUGAAACAAGCAAUACAUUAAAAUAAUUAAUAGCUAAAGAAAUAGAAAAUGAAGCUUAAUAUUUUAAAAUAUUAAUUUAAAGAUAAAGUAAAAAGCAAGAAAAAUAAAAAUCCUAAGAAAAUAAAGAUGAAAAAAAUCCAAUUAAUUUGAUCAAAGAGAUUUUAUUGAAAAAAUCUGAAAAUAAAGAAAGUGGAAAAUAAUAUAUCAAAUAAAAAAAUUUUACAUUUAUCGAUUUGUAUGAUUAAAUAAAAUAGUGCAUAUAAAAACAACAUUUAAUAAUAGCUAGAUAGGAUGUGAAAGAUCUUGUUGAUUUUAUUGAAAAAGAUGAUCCUGAAGAUUUAAAAUUGGAUGAAUAAAUAGUAAGUUAGAAAUUAGAAAUCUAUAAGAAAGCAAGAAAAGAAGAGUUAUUUAGUUUUUUGAAUAACUUUCAAAACAGCUUUCUAGAUAUAACUGAAUUUUGUGAAAAUAAUUUUAUCAGCUGGUUUAAUCCAUAAAAUAAUAAAAAUAAAAAUUUUAGUGAAUUGUUUUAUUGCUAAAGCAUUUAUAGUCAUCUUUAAAAAUUAGAGUUUGUUGAUAUUUUACAGAUGAAAGAAUUUGUAAAAAAAUCGCAGGAAAUUUACAAAAUGUUAAAUUUUAUAAAAGCCUUAAUAGAAAAAAAUCUAAAAAAAAAAUUUGCAUAAGUUUGUAAUCCGAUUAACAAUCUUGUAGAUAUUGCUAAAGACAUUCAUAUUAAUUCUUUUUUUACAAUAAAUAAAUUUUUUUAAAAACUUUUAUUUUUAAGGAAUGAGUAGUAAAUAAACGAUAAAAGUUAAAUCCUUUUAGAUUAUUACCUAUGUUUUUCUAGGGAUAAUGAUUCUUUGUAUUUUUAGAUUGGAUGCUUAUCAGCCAAGGAAAUAUUCAGAAAAAUUAAGGAUAAAAUUCGUGUAAAUUCAUUUAUAUUUUCUUCAGGUACUUUAGAACCUUAUGAUUUAAUUACUGAUAGCAUUUGUCUUCCAUUUGAAAUUUAUGAAUCUAAAAAUAUUUUUAAUUCCUAAGAAAACUUAUUUACUCAAGUAAUUACUAAAUACUAAGAGAAAGAAAUACAUUUGAAUUUUGAAAAUAAAGAAGAUCUAAUUGUUAAUGCAAUAAAUGCUAUUCAAGAUAUUUUAAAUAUUUUUCUAAAUUACACAAGGAAAUUAAAUAAAAAACAAGGCUUUCUUAUAUUUUUUAAGAGUUACUCUUAUCUAAAUUAAUAUUACAAAUAAAUUAGAAGUAUUGCCAAAAAGUAAUUUUAUGUCUACAAAGAAACAAGUGAUUCCAAGGACUUUAAAGCAUAAUUUGAGUAAUACAAAAAUAAUAUAGAAAGUAAUUAUAAGAACUGCAUCUUUUUAGGUGUUUGUAAGGGAAAACUCUCAGAAGGUAUUGAUUUUAAAGAUAACUUGUGCAGAAUUGCUAUUAUUCUAGGAGUUCCUUAUCCUUAAUUAUUUGAUCCAUAUGUUAAUUGCUAAAGAAAAAGAUACUAGCUCAAAUUCAUGAAAAACGAUUGGUAUGAAAAAGUUACAUCUAAAGUUGUCAACCAAGCUGCAGGUAGAUGCAUUCGUCAUAAAAACGACUGGGGGUGCAUCUUCUUUUUAGAUUCUAAUUUCUCUCAUUAUAAAAUAAAAAAAAAUAUAUCAGGUUGGAUUUUAGAUGGAGAGAAGCAUAAAAAAGAUGAAUAGGAUGUCAUUUAGGAUGAUUGGUAAAAUCAAUAUAAAGCUUUCUUAGUAAAUAUUGUUAAUUAAUUAGCUUUAAAAAAUUAUUCAAAUUGA
Molecule: messenger RNA, 4989 nt
Organism: Tetrahymena thermophila SB210
Lineage: Eukaryota; Ciliophora; Oligohymenophorea; Hymenostomatida; Tetrahymenidae
Product: helicase carboxy-terminal domain protein
Exons: 1
Biological process (GO): nucleobase-containing compound metabolic process
Molecular function (GO): DNA binding; hydrolase activity, acting on acid anhydrides, in phosphorus-containing anhydrides; ATP binding
Source: RefSeq, a predicted model, not a curated record